This is a messenger RNA of Aplosporella prunicola CBS 121167, 2830 nucleotides long. Its product is annotated as glycoside hydrolase family 3 protein. Gene Ontology annotation, molecular function: alpha-L-arabinofuranosidase activity; xylan 1,4-beta-xylosidase activity. Gene Ontology annotation, cellular component: plant-type cell wall. The transcript is spliced from 5 exons. The coding region runs from base 1 to 2442 and encodes 813 amino acids. The record is from RefSeq and is a predicted model, not a curated record. Gene Ontology annotation, biological process: xylan catabolic process; arabinan catabolic process. NCBI's taxonomy places the organism in Eukaryota, Fungi, Ascomycota, Dothideomycetes, Botryosphaeriales, Aplosporellaceae.
AUGUCGCCGCUUCGCUCAGGUCUUGCGGCCUUCCUGUGUCUGGCUGGUGGGGCUAGCGCGCUUUUCCCGGAUUGUGUCAAUGGGCCGUUGAAGGGGGAGCUGGUGUGCGAUACUAGUGCCUCGCCCCGCGACCGCGCCGCAUCACUCAUCUCGCUGUUCACGGUCCCCGAGAAGCUCAACAACACGGGCAACACGAGCCCCGGCGUGCCACGGCUGGGCGUGCCGCCCUACGAGUGGUGGAACGAAGCCCUCCACGGCGUGGCAGCCGGCCACGGCGUCAAUUUCUCGGACGCGGGCGACUUUUCCCACGCCACGUCGUUUCCGCAGCCGAUUCUCAUGGGCGCGGCGUUCGAUGACGAGCUCAUCCAUGCCGUCGCGACGGUCGUGAGCACCGAGGCGCGCGCGUUCAAUAAUGCCAAUCGCUCCGGGUUGGACUAUUGGACGCCGAACAUUAACCCGUAUAAAGACCCGAGGUGGGGGAGGGGGCAGGAGACGCCGGGCGAGGACCCGUACCACCUCUCGCAGUACGUGCGAGCUCUGAUCGCAGGCCUGCAGGGCGACAAGGACGACAAGUACAAGCGCGUCGUAGCGACGUGCAAGCACUUUGUGGGCUACGACCUCGAGACGUGGAACGGGAACUACAGGUACCAGUUCGACGCGCAGAUCUCGCCGCAGGACCUGGCCGAGUACUACAUGCCGCCGUUCCAGAGCUGCGCGCGCGACUCCAACGUCGGCGCCUUCAUGUGCUCCUACAACGCCGUCAACGGCGUCCCCACUUGCGCUGACCCCUACCUGCUGCAGACGAUUCUGCGCGAGCAUUGGGGUUGGACCGACGAGGAGCAGUGGGUCACGAGCGACUGCGACUCUAUCCAGAAUAUCUACCUGCCGCACGAGUGGUCGCCCACGAGAGAACAGGCAGUGGCCGACGCCCUCAACGCCGGCACAGACCUCAACUGCGGCACCUACUACCCGAAAUACCUGCCGGGGGCCUACGCCCAAGGCCUCAUCAACGACACGACGCUGGACCGGGCCCUAAUCCGGCAAUACUCGUCACUGAUCCGGCUCGGGUACUUCGACCCCCCCGAAGCGCAGCCCUACCGGCAACUCAACUUCAACAACGUCAGCACGCCCGAAGCGGAAGCCCUCGCCUACCGCGCCGCAGCCGAAGGCAUCGUGCUGCUAAAGAACGACGGCGCCCUCCCGCUCGCCCUAAACGCCAGCACGUCGCUCGCCCUCAUCGGCGACUGGGCCAACGCCACCACCCAGCUGCAGGGCAACUACGCCGGCCAAGCCCCCUACCUGCACUCGCCGCUGCACGCAGCCCAAGCACGCAACCUCACCGUGCACUACGCCGCCGGCCCGGGCGGGCAGGGCGACCCGACGACCAACUCGUGGGACGCCGCGUGGGCCGCCGCCGACGCCGCCGACGUUAUCGUCUAUGUCGGCGGGCUGGACAUCUCGGUCGAGGCAGAGGGCCUGGACCGCAACAGCAUCGCCUGGUCCCCGCCGCAGCUGGACAUGAUCUCCGCGCUGGCGGCGCAGGGGAAACCCACGGUCGUGCUGGCCAUGGGCGCAGGGCAGCUGGACAGCGCGCCCCUGGUUGCGAACCCAAACGUCUCCGCUAUACUGUGGGGAGGCGUGCCGGGGCAGGCGGGCGGCGACGCCCUGAUCGAUGUGCUGCUGGGUGACAAGGCGCCGGCCGGCAGACUGCCCGUCACGCAGUACCCGGCCAGCUAUAUCGCCGAGAUAGCGAUGACGGAGAUGGCGCUGCGGCCUGCCAACGGCAGCGGCGAGGAUGGCGCCAGUGCCAGCCCCGGCCGCACGUACAUGUGGUACACGGGGCGCCCGACCUUCCCCUUCGGCGCAGGGCUGCACUACACGACCUUCAACGCCUCUUUCCCCUCCAACUCCACCACCACUACCACCACCAGCACCCUCUCCAUCUCCGCCCUCCUCGCCGCCUGCCCCCCCUCAACCCCCCACAAAGACCUCUGCCCCCUCCCCGCCUCCCUGCUGCCCACAAACGCACUCAUAACCAACACCGGUAAAACCCACGCCUCCGACUACGUCGCGCUGUUAUUCGUCUCCGGGACGCACGGCCCCGCCCCCCGCCCCCAGCGCCGCCUGGUCGCGUAUACGCGGCUGCGCGACAUUGCGGCGGGGGAGACGAGGACGGCGGCGCUGGAGGUCAGCUUGGGGAGUUUGGCGCGCGUCGAUGAGCGGGGGCGACGGGUGCUGUUUCCGGGCGCGUACCGGCUGGGGUUGGAUGUUGAUGGGCCCCCGGCUAUUGAGUUUGCGCUCGAGGGCGAGGCGGCCGUGCUCGACGAGUGGCCGGAGCCGGACGAGAGCGUGAGGGUGGGGAAGGGCGUUGUGGGCGUGGGGGAGGGCUAUUUCGUCGGUGGGUACGGUAGUGGCGGAGGGGAGGGGCAGGAGGUGCUGUAGGCUGUCUGCUUGUCUUCACUCCACCACCAGCCAGCAGCGCACAUAGCAGCAGCACGCAGACCCGCACACCCCUCUAAUCCCCAAACAAACAAACAAACAAACAACAGUCAAUCAAUCAAUCAAUCAAUCAAUCAAUCGCUCAACCCAGCCUCGCUCCGCCAGGCCCUCAUGUCCUUGUACCGCCUCGCCUGUCUUGGCUCGAACCGCGUGUGUUAUAUCCGUGAAAAGACGAGUCGUUGGACGCGCGCAUAUACAUACCCCGCUGAAAUAACCCUACUUGCCUUAUACACACAUACACAUGCCGCUCCCCUCGCCAGUUUUAUUUCAUCACAUUCCAUUCCCUUCUAUUCCGUUCCGUUCCGUUCCGUUCCGUUCCGUUCGCUGCGCC